This is a messenger RNA of Fibroporia radiculosa, 876 nucleotides long. RefSeq lists its product as uncharacterized. The coding region runs from base 1 to 876 and encodes 291 amino acids. The record is from RefSeq and is a predicted model, not a curated record. The transcript has 10 exons. NCBI's taxonomy places the organism in Eukaryota, Fungi, Basidiomycota, Agaricomycetes, Polyporales, Fibroporiaceae.
AUGUUCUUGAAGCUAGCUACCGCCAUUGUUGCUGCUGCCAUGGUACUCAGGGGAGUCCGUACUGAGACGCACACCGUGAGUUUCACAAACAACUGUGGAUUUGGGACCCCAUAUUUAUGGGGUCCCGAUGGUGUACUGCUCUCUACGGGUGAUGACUACACUACCAACGGCCCCGCCCCUGGGUUGAUUGCCUAUCUCCAGUGUGAUGAUCGCUGCGGAAACAACGGCGAAGGUUGCACUACUGUUGACGCAACUCUCACUAAUGAAGGCAACAGUGUAGUUGAGAUCUUGAACAACUCCCUGAAUUCGGUGACCACUAGCAUUGAGAAAACCACAGGUUUUGCAAUUGUUGUGCACCCGCUGGUGCAAGCUGCACAUACUACGAUGAGUGCCCUGUCGAUCCGUUCUACCCCAUCAACGACACAAACGUAUCUAUCAGCUGCACCAUUCCAAAUUUCCUCCUAUUUUGGUGCAUCGCCAAUGGUCGCCGUCAAUGGCAUUCCCAUGACUCCUUACUCUCCUAUUUCGCCUGAAGCCGACGCAGAAACGACAGCGGUCUUGGCCCGGCAUCGGUAUCGUGCUCUGCUGAAGCUGAAUGAGAAGCGGUCCUGGGUCACCUUUGUGCUACUCGUUUUUCUUGCAUUUGCUAUUUUCUCAGUUGUUGGUGCCGUGAUAGGCUCGGCAGUGAUAAGCUAUGUUCUCGCGGUUCCGUUCAAAGUGGGAGAUUUUAAUAUGUUCACGUCGGUACCCCCAAUAGAUCCCACACAAUACGGUCUGAUUCUCUUCCAGACGGAUCGCGUUUCUUGGAGGGUAUUGCAGACUUUGGUAGGACUCCUUGGUUUAUGGCCUUCCAUCGUUGACAUUAUCUGCCAGUGA